Molecule: messenger RNA, 1198 nt
Organism: Aspergillus glaucus CBS 516.65
Lineage: Eukaryota; Fungi; Ascomycota; Eurotiomycetes; Eurotiales; Aspergillaceae
Product: alcohol dehydrogenase family protein
Exons: 5
Coding region: 54-1118 (354 amino acids)
Molecular function (GO): oxidoreductase activity; zinc ion binding
Source: RefSeq, a predicted model, not a curated record
CACCGAGCCUCCAAACGCAUCCUACAGCAAAAAGAAAAUUGACAAAAUCAACCAUGCAAGCCGUGGUUUUUAAGGGUCCAGUGCAGGUUGCUCUCGAGAAAAGACCCUUACCGGAGAUCCAACAUCCAACAGACGUGGUCCUGAAAGUACGAUACACGGCGCUAUGUGGCAGUGAACUACAUGUCUUCCGGGGCCAUCAAGCUUCUGGUACAGGGUUUAUCAUGGGCCAUGAAUUCUCAGGAGAAGUCAUAGAGGUCGGAUCUGACAUACGACAAUUCAAAAAGAUGGACCGAGUAAUAUCGCCCUUCACCGUGAGCUGUGGGAAAUGCUUUUACUGUGAAUAUGGCUUUUCUUCUCGGUGUACUCACGGCAUGUUGUUUGGCACCAGUGCACUCGAUGGUGGGCAAGCCGAAUACGUGCGUGUUCCGCUAGCUGAUUCAACUCUCUUUCGAAUUCCGCCUUCAAUUGACGAAAGGAAAUUGGUUCUUAUGGCCGAUAUCUUUCCUACCGGCUAUUUUGCCGCUUUUAAUGCUUUCUCGGAGUUGGAUCCUAGGGAGAUUCGAGAUAGCACAGUCCUCCUCUUUGGCUGCGGCCCUGUGGGUAUCUGCGCACUUAUUAGUGCACUAGAGUAUCGGCCAAAGAGCCUGAUUGCAAUCGAUAGUGUGCCCUCACGACUGGCACUUGCACAGAGUCUAGGGGCCGAGCCGUGGAACUUUAAGGACAACGAAGAGGGGCUACGGCAGAGGGUGAAAAAUCUUACUGACGGCCGUGGGGCAGAUAUCGCUAUCGAAGUGGUUGGACAUAGCAGUGCACUAAGGAUGGGCUUCGAUCUAUUGCGACCCUGGGGACGGAUUUCGAGUGUAGGUGUCCACAAUCAAGAAAUUCCGUGGACAGGGAACGAAGCCUACGGAAAAAACCUUCGCCUGCAGAUGGGUCGAUGCCCUGUUCGGAGUAUCUUUGACGAGGCCAUGAAGCUUUUCGAAAGAAAGCAAGAUGAUUUGAAUUUCAUGUGUGAAGACAUUCGUCCACUUUCGCAGGCUAUCCAAGCAUAUGAAGAUUUCAGUAAUAUGCGGGCCCAAAAGAUCAUUUUCGAGGCAGGUUCUGGAGGCCAGAAAUAAUGCGAUGGUUUCUUUUUGUCUCUACUGAGAAAUAGUUUACUUUACAACUUUCCAUUGCCCUCGGUUUGAAUUAUCACUCG